Molecule: messenger RNA, 630 nt
Organism: Nicotiana attenuata
Lineage: Eukaryota; Viridiplantae; Streptophyta; Magnoliopsida; Solanales; Solanaceae
Exons: 2
Coding region: 1-630 (209 amino acids)
Source: RefSeq, a predicted model, not a curated record
AUGAGAUCAAACCCGAACAGGCGAAAUCCUGAUUUUUGGUGCGAGUUUCACAACGAUCACGGUCACAAAACGGCGGAUUGUAGAUUGCUGCAAUGUGAAGUAGAACAUUUAUUGAAACAAGGAUAUUUGAUUGAAUUAUUUAGUGAAAAGGGAAAUCAUGCAUAUAUGAAAAAUAGGCAGGAGCCGCCAAAACCCCCUUCACCAAAAAGGACGGUUAAUGUCAUAAGUGGAGGAGAAGAAAUCAAUGGCGUAACAUAUACAGCACCGAGGAAGGUAUCGAAAAUAACAGUUACACACGGGAAACGGGUUCGACAGGUUUUGGAGGAAGAAAGUAUUACAUUUGAUGAUGCAAAUGCAGAUGGCGUGAUAACCCCACAUAAUGAUGCACUGAUGCAAGCUGAUGAUAAGUUGAUACCCAUGGCUCAUACCUUGUCCAGUUUUGACAACUCGAGCGUCGUGACAAAAGGAGAGAUAAUACUCACCACAUUCGCAAAAGGAGCAGUCAAAGACACCAAACUUCAAGUAGUAGACAUGGAUAUGGCUUAUAACAUGAUUCUUGGUAGACCAUGGAUACAUGAGAUGGAUGUUGUUCCAUCCAUUUUGCAUCAAGUUAUCAAAUUCCCUUCAUAA